Messenger RNA from Indicator indicator, 1008 nucleotides. It is a transcript of the gene COQ9, whose product is annotated as coenzyme Q9. The record is from RefSeq and is a predicted model, not a curated record. Gene Ontology annotation, biological process: ubiquinone biosynthetic process. NCBI's taxonomy places the organism in Eukaryota, Metazoa, Chordata, Aves, Piciformes, Indicatoridae. The transcript has 9 exons. The coding region runs from base 1 to 939 and encodes 312 amino acids. Gene Ontology annotation, cellular component: mitochondrial inner membrane. Gene Ontology annotation, molecular function: lipid binding.
AUGGCGGCGGCGGGCAGCCUGCGGCGGGCGGGCUGGAGGCUGUGGCGAGGCCGUGCGGUGGUCAGGUGGCAGCUGUGCCCCCCUCAGCGUGCUCUCCAGGCCUCAGCUGUGCUGAGGAGAAGCUCUGAUGAGCAGAAGAAGGAACCCUUUGGGCCUUCCUCUCAGUUUGAUUUGCAUCCAAACGAUUACCAGCCGGAACAGGAACCUCAGGGCCCUCACCCCAGUUACACUGGCCAGGGGGGCCAGGAGUCUGAGGACUAUGAGAGCGAGGAGCAGCUGCAGCACCGAAUCCUCACAGCAGCGCUGGACUUUGUGCCCGAACGUGGCUGGACUGCAGAAGCCAUUGCAGAGGGAGCCAAGACCCUGGGUCUCUCAGUAGCUGCUGCAGGGAUGUUCCACAGUGAUGGGAGUGAACUGGUCCUGCACUUCGUGUCUCAGUGCAACACCAAACUGUCUGAGCUGCUGAAGCAGGAACAGAAGCAAGUGCAGCUGGGUGAAGCAGAGAGGAAGCCUAUAGAUCAGUUCCUGAGAGAUGCUCUGGAAGCCAGGCUGAGGAUGCUGAUCCCAUAUAUUGAGAAGUGGCCCCAGGCUCUGAGCAUCUUGCUGCUCCCUCAUAACAUCCCUUCCAGCCUCAACCUCCUCACCAGCAUGAUUGAUGACAUACUGCACUAUGCUGGAGACCAGGCCACAGAUUUCAACUGGUACACACGGCGGGCUGUGCUCACUGCCAUCUACAACACCUCGGAGCUGGUGAUGAUGCAGGAUUCAUCCCAGGACUUCGAGGACACUUGGCACUUCCUGGAGAACAGAGUAGCUGAUGCUAUGAACAUGAGCAACACAGCUGAGCAGGUACAGUCAACUGGAGAAGCAGUUGUGCAGGGCCUGAUGGGAGCUGCAGUGACUAUCCGCAACCUGGUGGGGCUGAACCAGCGCCGGUGAUGAGUGAGCCGAGGGCGCGGAGCCAGGGCUGGCCGCAUCCGACCCUUCCCCGGCACCAAUAAAACCUCA